This is a messenger RNA of Toxorhynchites rutilus septentrionalis, 2388 nucleotides long. Its product is annotated as lipase member H-A-like. The coding region runs from base 171 to 1154 and encodes 327 amino acids. The record is from RefSeq and is a predicted model, not a curated record. Lineage: Eukaryota; Metazoa; Arthropoda; Insecta; Diptera; Culicidae. The transcript has 3 exons. Gene Ontology annotation, biological process: lipid metabolic process. Gene Ontology annotation, molecular function: lipase activity.
AUGAAAGCACCUUUCAGAACGAUCCUACGCCGUUUCGAUGGUGGUUCGGAAACAUUGUGCCUCUUUUCUCAAAGCUGUUUUAGUAAAAUGAAGUGUACAGUAAGGAUGAAAUAUUAACACGUGUUAAUACACCAAAAAAAGCGUUGCAAAUUGUUUUGAGAGAUAAAAGCAUGCGGAUUUUUGUAGUUUUAUUGGGAUUACUUUUCUACGCAGCAGCUGCUGAUUGGCAUUUUUUCAAUUGUGUGAACACGGAAAGGAGAUGUCCCAACGAGAAUGUCACGUUUUGGCUUUAUACAAGAGAAACACAGAAGAACCCAACGCAACUGAACAUGUUUGAGCCAAACACAAUUAAGGGAGCUCCGUUUGCCUUCGGCCGCCCUCUGAUUGUCCUCAUCCACGGUUACACUGGACACCGGGAUUAUGCUCCCAACCCUACAAUUCGGCCUGCGUACUUAGCGUACGACGAGUUCAAUGUCAUUUCACUGGAUUACAAUCCCCUCGCGCAGGAGCCUUGCUAUCAUCAUGCUGUGCGAAAUCUUCCAACAGUGGCGAAUUGCACAGCCCAUCUGUUGGAUUAUAUGAUCUCCCAAGAAAUGUUUACACUGAGUGACAUCCAUGUGGUGGGAUUCAGUUUAGGAGCUCAAACUUCCGGAAUGAUCUCUAACUAUCUUAGGUCUGGAAAGUUGAAGCGGAUAACCGGACUGGAUCCGGCCAAACCACUGUUCAUGACCGCACCAAAGGCGUACAAACUGGACCAUUCCGACGCGGAGUUCGUUCAAGUGAUCCACACGGAUGUGUUCGCGAGGGGUAUCUUACAUCCCUGCGGUCAUACGGAUUUCUACGUGAAUGGCGGAGCGGACCAGCCAGGCUGUAGUACACAAACGGUAGUGAGCCCAGGGGAGUGCAACCAUAACAGGGCACCGGAGUAUUACGCAGAGUCGAUAGCCUCAGAGGUUGGAUUUUAUGGGUACAGAUGCGCCCACUGGUAUCUGUAUAUGCUAGGUUUCUGCACUGACCAGCACGUGACUGCAUUAAUGGGAGCGCAUACGCCAAACACGACGCGUGGUCUGUAUUUUACGGACGCCAACUCAAUAGCACCGUACGCACAAGGCCGGAAAGCUAGAGCCUCCGAACAAUUCCCAUUUCCUCUGUAAAAACACAAAGAAAAAUAAAUCGGUAAACAUUGCUUCCAAUAUAUGUCACCUUCCAUGUUUCGCUCGAUUUCUCUUCCAUGAAGAAAAUAACCACAUCAAACUUGAAGGAAGCAAAGUAGCAUUGAACAAAGGCUAGAAAUGAGCGGUUUAUGGUUUUCGUAUAUUCUCGAUCAACGCAAAAUAGGUUUACGCCAGUUUGAAUGAUAUCCUGCGCAGGUCUAUCUGAGUGAACAGUAAAUAAAGCUCAAGGUGAAUCACUUUUGUUCUAGGGCGAAUUCACAAGUUCCAAGCUUUUUUUUAAUGUUGUUAGUUGACAAGUUGAAAACCAGCAGAAAACGCCGUGGGUUAUAAAAUAAUUUGAAUUCCUAAGGCGCACUUAGAACCGCUAAAGCUAAAGGUAUUUCAUGUGAACAUAUAGUAAAUUGUCUAUGUUUCAAAGUGAAGGGUAAUAAAGAAUAAUAUUUAUGUUUUUUUUUUAUUAAAUGGUUGUACAAGGAAUCAUAAAAAACACAUGCUAAAUGUUUUAUUUUAAACGAAAAUAAAAAAAAAACAAAGCUACCAGUUUGUUUGUACUUUUCCUACGAUCUACACUUCGUAAGUUAGGAAACACAGGUAAUGGUAGAAGGCACUUAAAAAACUAAUACACGAAAAAUGGUGCCAUUUAUUUAUUGUAUGAGUAAAAUUUUUAAAAAUUUCAAUGAUAUUAUUUUUAGAGUGCAUAUAAUCACUGUAGGCAUUUGUUGUCACGACAAGUUCAUUUGUUUACAUCAGAGUUACCUAAACUAUUUUUGGCAAGAGACCCCUUUUCCAGAACAAAGUGAUACCCCCUAUAGCCGAAAUGUUUUUAAAAAUGUUAUCUUCAUCUUAUUCAUACAAAAUACUUACCAAUUAUUUAUUACCAAUCUCAGCAAUAAUUAGGCAUCAAAUUCAGUAAAUAUCAAGUGUAUAAUUAUUGAUAAUAAAUACAAAUAUUAGUACAAUAAGUAAAAAUAAAAAUUUUCGUUUAUGUCGAUCCCUGGGGAACCAAUAUUGACCCCAAGGGGUCGUUAUCGACCACUUUGAGAACCUGGUUUACAUCAUGGAGUCACUGAAACAAGGUGUCGCGUAUCAAUCCAUCAACUGAUUAGAAAGUGUUGGCUCAAACGGAAUCCGAAGUUGUAAUCGAGAGACGCGACAAAAAUGGCAGAAGUUUCGCAAUCGUGUGUCUAGAAAGCUAAAGACAGGAUUGAGAAGU